Talpa occidentalis (Iberian mole) is the source of this 1956-nucleotide messenger RNA. It is a transcript of the gene ARTN, whose product is annotated as artemin. Bases 1 to 753 code for a protein of 250 amino acids. The transcript has 3 exons. The record is from RefSeq and is a predicted model, not a curated record. Gene Ontology annotation, molecular function: receptor tyrosine kinase binding; glial cell-derived neurotrophic factor receptor binding; growth factor activity. NCBI's taxonomy places the organism in Eukaryota, Metazoa, Chordata, Mammalia, Eulipotyphla, Talpidae.
AUGGUCUGGGCGGACCCGGAGCCCUUGUCCAGGCGGAAGCUGGAAGCCCAUCCUCUCUCUGAUCUCCCGCACCCUGAGCCCACCGGCGCCCUCUUCCUCCCUGAGGCUCCCUCCGCCUCCCCGCAGCCCGCGCUGUGGCCCACCCUGGUCGCUCUGGCCCUGCUGAGCAGCAUCGCUGAGGCCUCCCUGGGCCCCGCGCCCCGCAGCCCGGCCACCCGCGAAGGCCCCGCGCCCACCCGGGCGCCCCCCGCCGGCCACCUGCCCGGGGGCCGCGCCGCCCGUCCGUGCGGCGGAAGAGCCCGGCGCCCGGCGCCCCAGCCUCCGCGACCCGCGCCCCCGCCGCCCGCGCCCUCUCCCGCCUCGCCCCGUGGGGGCCGCGCGGCGCGCGCGGGGGGCCGGGGGGGCCGCGCCGGCGCGGGGAGCCGCGCUCGGACCGCGGGGACGGGGGCGCGGGGCUGCAGCCUGCACGCUCAGCUGGUGCCGGUGAGCGCGCUCGGCCUGGGCCACCGCUCCGAGGAGCUGGUGCGCUUCCGCUUCUGCAGCGGCUCCUGCCGCCGCGCGCGCACCUCGCACGACCUCAGCCUGGCCCGCCUGCUGGACGCCGGGGUCCUGCCGCUGCCCCCCGGCGCCCGGCCGGUCAGCCAGCCCUGCUGCCGCCCCACGCGCUACGAGGCGGUCUCCUUCAUGGACGUCAACAGCACCUGGAGGACUGUGGACCGCCUCUCCGCCACCGCCUGCGGCUGCCUGGGCUGAGAGCGCUCCCCGAGGCCCUGCAGACUGGACCCUACCCGCGGUGCUGCCCGCCAGGAAUGCGCCUGGGGCCUCAGCCAGAGAUGGAGGCCCCGGCCGCCCGGUGAGUGACGGACACCAGCUCUGGAGAGAUGGAGGGAAGCACCAGCCGGCGGCCGCCCUGGCCCUCGCCCUGCGAGUCCCAGGCCUACAGACUCGCGCCCUCGGCGGUGGAGACCAUAGGAUGCACUUCUCCCAGGUUCUGGCACAGACCAGGUCGCGGACCCAGGCCUCCGAGACAACCCGGCAGCUCUGAAGUCUCAGCGUCAGCCCAGACCCUGGGGGGACAGAAUUUGGAGGAGACAUUGCAUUUACCCUGCCGAAGUGCCUUGUGCUGGAGCGCACCUUGUACUCCCUCCUGGAAGCUGGACCCCUAUUUAUUAUUUCUAAGUUAUUUAUUUACUUCUGUGGCUUGUCAGCUUCUUUCCUGAGCAGCGGGGGCUAGAAGGGUAGAAGAAGCUGCAGGGGGAUCCUGCCCUGACAAUGCCGCUCACAGCCUCAGGUGACUCAGCAGUCAAGGGCCUGUUCUGGAUCUCCAACUGCUUGACCCCAUCCAGCAGCUCAGGGGUGUGGAACACAGAUGGAGUGGGGGGCAAAGGUACACCCACCAGUCCUUGCAGACCAGGUCUCAGUCUCCUGUACAGUCACCAGCACUGGGGCCCUGGGUGACCAGUGGAGAAAGUCUACCUACCCUUGUGACUUCAGGCAUCCCUGGGGCCUGGCGUUGUUGGUAAAGGCAUGGAGAGCCACACAUUGCCCCAUCCCAAUGUCACUAAUCAGUGACCUGCUCUCCAGGACCCCCGACAGGUGCAUAUACUGCCUGUUCUGCCUGUACUGAAGGGUCCAGCAUGUGGACCUCGGCCCCCAUAUUCCACGAAGCCAUCCAGGCCAAGAGAACAUUUGAGAAGGCUGAGGAUGGGGAAGAUGGUGCAGUGGGAGGCUGACCUGGGGGAUGAAGCACAGAACAUCAUGGGAAUAAGAUGGCAGGAAUGGACUGAGGGUCCCCAGAGGGAUCUGCAUCUUUGGUGAUAAACAAAGAUACUCAUGUAUUCAUUCAACACACAUUUAUUAAGCAUCUAUUACAUGUCAGAGAUUGUGGAGACACCAGAGAUAGAGUGAAAGGGACACAACCCCUGCCCUUAAGCUUAAACCAUGAGAUACACAAUA